GCUCUUCCCCCGCGCGCGUGCGCGCGCCGCUCCCUUCCCUCAGCGGAGGUGGCCUCGCCUCGACCGUCGUCGCCUCAGGGAGUUGAGCAGGUGCUUGUGGGACAUCUCGGGUAUUCAAACCAAAAAAGUGUGGCAGGGAGAUCUGUUUUUAGAGGACCAUGCUAAGAGACACUAUGAAAUCCUGGAGUGACAGCCAGUCAGAUCUCUAUAGCAGUGACCAAGAAGAGGAAGAAGAGAUGAUCUUUGGUGAAAAUGAAGAGGAUUUAGAAGAGAUGAUGGAUUUAAGUGAUCUGCCUGCCUCGCUUUUUGCGUGCAGUGUGCAUGAAACUGUAUUUGAGGUACAAGAGCAGAAGGAGAGAUUUGAAGCACUUUUCACCGUCUAUGACGACCAAGUUACAUUUCAGUUGUUUAAAAGCUUUCGAAGAGUCAGGAUAAACUUCAGUAAGCCGGAAGCAGCAGCAAGAGCCCGAAUAGAGCUCCAUGAAACGGAUUUCAAUGGCAAAAAGCUGAAGCUGUACUUUGCUCAGGUUCAAAUGUCUAAUGAAACUGGAGACAAAUCUUACCUACUGCCCCCUCAGCCUGUCAAGCAGUUCCUGAUAUCCCCCCCAGCAUCUCCUCCUGUCGGAUGGAAGCAGAGCGAGGAUGCGAUGCCCGUUAUAAACUACGACUUACUCUGCGCCGUGUCUAAAUUGGGCCCCGGAGAGAAGUAUGAGCUUCACGCGGGCACCGAGUCGACACCGAGUGUGGUCGUCCACGUCUGCGAAAGUGAAACCGAAGAGGAGGAGGAAAUGAAGAACCCCAAACAGAAAAUCACCCAGACGAGGCGCCCCGAGCCACCUUCUACGAUACUAAACGAAUCCCCGACUUUCGAUUGUACGCUGUAAGGGACCGGGCAGCCAGGCACUGCCGCCCGGGGUCUCGGUAACGGAGAGUAGAUUAUCCCCCUUACUGCUUCCUGCAUCGCCCCCGACGAUGUAGGUAAGACUAGGAGAAGGGUGAUUGCAACACGAUGCAUAUUUUCAUCCGUCCUGUACUAUUCUGAGGGUUGCCUACAUUAGCUCUAUAUUCUAUAGUAGCAGCAGAUGUUACGCGUAAUUGUCUAUUUCACGUUCAGAGUUUUAGAUGCCGGUAUUCUAAUCUGCACUUUAAUUUCGAGGAUCAGCCCCAAAACGUAGCAACCCUGGCAGGUUUCAGAUAGCGGCAAACUGGGGAGCUGGCUUUCUGUCAUCCGAGAACGUUUGUUUUUCCCUGCUACCAGCUGCUGUGAGGUAUCCAGACCUAAAAUGGUAUUAGCUCGGUCCAGGGUCAUUUUUAUAGGUUCAAAAAUAGCCUAUAGUUUAACAAUCCUACGUGGGCGUGUGCUGAUCCGGUAGCUCCUAAUUCAUUUAUCGAUCGAAUAUUAACGUCCUUUGGGUAUGUACCAAGAUUUCUGCAUGGUUAGAAAUCUCACAUCUGGGGUGAUUAGAGGAAAAUUACUUGACCCAUCUUCCCGAGUAUUUUUUUGCCCCCCCGCCCCCCACCUUCCUUCAGAAGAAAUGCCAAAUUCACUGAUGAUGAAAAGAUAGCCCAGAUUUAUGUGCCUGGGGCAGCUCCAGUCCCGAAAAUCCUCACCAGAAGGAGCAAAGGGAAGAGCGCGGGGAACUCUUGGGCGGUUCUGUUGGGCCAUACGCGAGCGCUCUUGCCUCCCCCAAGCCCGGUUCUCCGAGAGGCGGAGGCCGCUCUGACAGAGCGGGACGGUCCUCCCGGGCGGCACGAUGGACUACGGGAUCGAACGGCUUCAGUGUACGCCAACUUCCUUCAGCGCUGUCGAGUGGCUUCCCGCCUUCAGCCAUGAGCUGUCCAUCCUCCCCCUCCCGCACCGAUGUUGUACCGUCCACUUGGUUCUUAAGCUGGUCUGUGUUCCGUGCGUCCGUUCAGUUCUGUUGCUCCUCUGCGUCCGAUGAGUCCCUGUAGCGGUAGAUUGAUUUCCAGAGUCAUUGGCUUCUUGCCCACUUAGUCGUUCUCAGCUUGCUUUGUUGGAAGGUGAGAAUUCGUAUACUCCGAUGUGAUUGUCCUCCCAUGGGUCCGAAUGUUGGCAAAGGAGGAUGGGGCGGUUGGGUUUGUUCCAUUCUCUGGGGAUUAACUGGGGACGGGCGUCGCGACGUGGAGUUUUCAUAAAACACGUUGCCGUUCUUCACUUCCCAAGUUGGGGGUGACACACUUGGUAUUUCUGAGCUACAAGACACACCUUUUGAAGGGUUCCCCUCACCGAUUUCCACGCGUGUGCAUACCGGGCGGUCUGGGUUAGCCACGCUUGUGCCCAUUUGUGGCAUGGGUAAAUGUCCUUUUUAAAAUCUGUCCCCGGUCCGUGAAUGAUGGGGAGAGCUGUUUUGAACUGCUUCUGGCCCCUAAAUCUGCGUCUGGAAUCUGUCCUGACUCUCCCGUGGUACUGGUUGUGAAUUCCAUUAAAAGCUAAGAUUUAUAAAGGCAAUUUAGUUAGUUGCAAUCAGCGUUUGGCCAUGUGGCUACCUAAUGAAUUCACUUCUGGGGAACUGAGUUCAACAUGGGGCCGGGUAUCGAUCUUCUCCGGGCCCCAGCUUGGAGUUCCAGACUGGAGUCGUGCAGUCAGGAAGCAGAGUGAGUUUUGAAUGUGGUUUGGAAGCUAUUGAAUUUCCUUUAAAGCAAGCUUCAAUUCAGCAUUACUGUCUAAAUUAUCAAAACCCAGGCCGAAUUGUAUUUGUUGGCCUUGGUUUUUCCACCCUAAUAUUCCUCUUUAUCACCACCCUCCCCUACGGCUUCCCUGUGCGGGCCCCCUUACCUUCCCCUCCUCAGCCCUUAACCCAGUUACAGAAAGGGCCAUCCGUAAACCGUAAAGUCUUUACAAACGUCAGAAAAUCCAUUUAAGAUUUCCUGCUGGGUUAACUGCUCAAUUUAUCUCCCUUUUUGGAAAAUAAAUUGAACAAGUUGCAAAAUUUCUAAACUGAAGCUCUUCUAUCAAAUAUCUAUUAUCAAAUUAUCAAGUCGGCCACGCCUUUUUGAAUAUGUCACGUUGCCGCAUCCGUUCCGGUGUGAGCUGUCUACAGGGUGAACACGAGGAGAACAAAAGUCACGGUUAGUGAGGAAGCCCCCCCACUUUUCUCACUUUCACCUGUGGGUCCCCACUCCCCGCCCCCGCUCGGCCCUUAGUAGGCGCUUAGUAAAUACCAUUACUAGUCCUAGUUUCUGGUCGCUGUGCAUUCGGGGUUGAAAGGGAAGUCUCCUCCGCUUUGGCCUUUUUCCUUUAUUUCCAACUUGUGCGCCUUUUCCUUUCUUGGAAAUCACAUUUCUGGAAGCUGGAGAAUGAGCACUUUUAUUCAGCUCUGAGUACCAGGGUGAGCAAGAACCUUAGAAAAACGAGGGCCAAAAGAGAUGCCCCAGACUAGCAGCGGGGGAAGUUUGUUCCCCUGAACAAGGAUGAGGGCGGAAGAAUAAUCAUCCGUCGUGUAUGGGCGAGACCCACCGCUCCUUACGUUUUUGAUUGCGAAGGGCGGAUUUCAUCGUUGAAUCCCUGCAUGACCUGCUUAGGUCACCGGCACGGCUCCAGAGAGAUCUGCCCUCUCGCCAUCCCCCUUAGCGAGAGGCAAGAGAUGGGAAAGAUGGCUGGCUUGAUGGCUUCGCCUUCCCGGAGAAGGUGGUCUACAUUCCCUCGUUCCCAGCGACAUCCCGACGGUCUCCUGGCUUAACCCGUACCACUCGGAAGUCUGAAUCACACCAGUUGGACCUAAGCAAUGGAAGAUGCGCAUCUCCCAAAGAUAAGCCUUUAGCAUCUCACACAGGCUGCCUCUGGGAGCAGAUGGGUUUUCAGGAGCUGUCUCUGCCUCAAUUACACGUUUGUGUAAGGAGCAGGUUCAGGUCUACCCCAGAGCGCCCCAAAAUCCACUCCGGAAAGCAGAAAAGCUCGUGGCUGGACUUGUGGUUGGAGUAGAGGCAGUAGCCGACCCCAUCCUCUAAUCUCUUUCUCCAGCCCAGCCCAGAGUUGACUCCACUGUGGGGGUGGGAAAUGGAGGAGCUCAAGUGACCCCGGUUCUCAGCGUGCAUUCGGCUUUCAUUCCCACGGUCAACGCAGAGCAGCGAGAAGCAGCGUGGCCUAAUGGAUAGGGCCCUGGGAGU
Messenger RNA from Tachyglossus aculeatus (Australian echidna), 4128 nucleotides. RefSeq names its product RCAN family member 3 (gene RCAN3). The record is from RefSeq and is a predicted model, not a curated record. Gene Ontology annotation, molecular function: nucleic acid binding; calcium-dependent protein serine/threonine phosphatase regulator activity. The transcript is spliced from 5 exons. NCBI's taxonomy places the organism in Eukaryota, Metazoa, Chordata, Mammalia, Monotremata, Tachyglossidae. Gene Ontology annotation, biological process: calcium-mediated signaling. Bases 159 to 884 code for a protein of 241 amino acids. Gene Ontology annotation, cellular component: nucleus; cytoplasm.